ACAAGUUGUCAGAUCAGCUGGUGAUGGGUCCUUUGGCAGCGAGAACCUUGUCGCUUUUCUACGCCAUCCGCCAUUGCUAUCGUGGUCAGAGAUGUCUAUAAUCUGUUGUGGAACCAAAGCUUCUCGAAUCUCAUCCUACAAACCUCACCAUACCCCACCCUGGCUGCUGAGCCUCUUCUUUGCUCUUCAGCACCUCUUGGUCCAGACUUCCCUGCUCUGCACUUGCCAUAACCUCCUCUACCAGAACUUCCACUUGUCAGCCUUGGAUCAGAGCCAUCUGCUGGCCAGUAGCCUCUUUGCUUGCGGAAUAUCCACCAGCCUGCAAAGUGGUCUCGGAACAAGGCUGCCCCUGGUGCAAUCUCCGACAUUCGAGCUGCUUGUCCCAGCUGUAAUCCUAAGCAGGCACUCCGCUACUAACAGAACUAUGGCUGGGGUUGGUUCCCCGGGACAAGAAAAUUGCACAGGAAUUGAGCAGCUGCAGAGUGACAUCCAGCAAAUCAGAGAGGUUUCAGGGGCAUUGCUGGUCUCAGGACUCCUCAAAGUCCUCACAGGAACCCUCGGGCUCUGGGGAUGGAUUCUGCAGUCUUGUGGCCCAAUGGUCAUUGCCCCGGUGCUAUCCAUCCUUGGCCUCUCCUGCUACAAGUCAGCAGCGCAGUUGUGUUCCUUCAGCUGGAGCAUCUCCAUGGGCCUCAUCGCAGCGACCACAUUUUUGUCACAAAACCUGCAUUCCCUUCACUUCCCUGUGUACAUCUGGAACAAGAAGGGAGGAGAUGGGAAGAAGUUUGCUCCAGUCUUUCGCAUGUUGUCUAUGUUCCUCCCCAUUUCCUGUAUCUGGAUCGUGUGCACUAUCUGGGUCCCACAUGAACAGACCGAGUUUCCCAGUGAAUUCCGCCUGGCACAGAACACAUCUGGAUGCCUCACGCGCAUGUUUGCACCGCCUCAUGGAGGAAACGCAACAGAACUGGCCCCGUGGUUUCAGUUCCCCUCUAUAGGUGCCUGGGGAUGGCCUCGGUUUAGUCUGGAGACUCUCAGCAUGGGAGUUGCCAUGACCCUGACCUCCAGCCUGUCUUCUCUAGGAUGUUAUAUCUUAUGUGCCCGAAUGCUGUGCUGCCCCCCUGUCCCGUUUCACUCCUGCAACCGUGGCAUAUGCAUGGAGGGUAUUGGAAAUAUCCUCUCUGGAGUGUUGGGAAGUGUGUGCGGAGUCGGAUCCAACAUCCCCAGUGCUGGCGUUAUCGGAAUCACCCAGGUGGGCUCCCGUCACUCAGGCCAGUUGAGUGCAUUACUGUUCCUUGUCUUGGGCUGCUCCCCCAAGCUGGCCCAGAUGCUGAUGACAAUCCCUUUUGCUGUCCAUGGCGGCACGCUGUGUCUCACAUUCUCCAUGGCAGUGGGAGGUGGAGUCGCCUACUUCCAGUACGCUAAUAUAGACUCAGGAAGAAACAUCUUCAUUGUUGGCUUCACAAUGUUCAUGGCUCUGCUGGUUCCUCGCUGGCUGGAUGCGAUGCCAGCCAAAAUAGACACAGGCUGGCCUGCAGUGGACAUGCUGCUGCUUUCUCUACAGAAUCUGGAGCAGAGAUUUCACUUUUCCUUCCUAGCCACAACAGGAAGAACUCUGAAGGAACGGGGUCUACAUGAAAGCAUCUCGCUCUGGCCUCCUACCUUUGGUGAAAACACACUCAGGGGUCAGGAAGAGCAGCUGGCCAACGCUUACAGCCUUCCUCCAGUUGUGGCGCGCUUCUUCCCCACCGUGUACCCAUUCAACCAACUGUGUCCCCCUCCAUCUGAGACGGAGGUGAUAACAGUGGGCGAGGAUCACAAACUGUUACCCGUAAGAGCACCAGUGACCGAUGGCGAGCAGGCAUGACGACGAAGCACAGAACAUGGCGGCUCUGGAACAGAAGGAUCUGCAUAAUGGACUUUAUUUAUAUCUGUUCUCGUAUUUUUAAUUUGAUAUGUUACUGAUAUU
This is a messenger RNA of Nanorana parkeri, 1963 nucleotides long. It is a transcript of the gene SLC23A3, whose product is annotated as solute carrier family 23 member 3. The coding region runs from base 92 to 1861 and encodes 589 amino acids. Gene Ontology annotation, cellular component: membrane. The transcript has 13 exons. The record is from RefSeq and is a predicted model, not a curated record. Gene Ontology annotation, biological process: transmembrane transport. NCBI's taxonomy places the organism in Eukaryota, Metazoa, Chordata, Amphibia, Anura, Dicroglossidae. Gene Ontology annotation, molecular function: transmembrane transporter activity.